UUCAGUUCCCAUUUAUGUGGUGAAGUCAGUGCACAGCAACAUUGUACCCUGUCAGAGAACCCAUAGGAAAGAGGGAGCACUAACUGAGAGCUUCAGGAUCCAGAUUAUCAGGGUGCCCUGUUUAAAUGAUGGACGGCUAUGUCAUAUCAUCUGCCCCUGAGGAAAUCAUUCCAAAUGAGCCAGAGAGUUAUCGUCCACCUGCAGAGCUGUACGCGUACCUGACUAAUGUGGGUGAGAUAUAUGAAGACCACAGAUGGACAUUUCACCCUGAGCGCCUCCACCCUCUGGAGCAUGACAGUUCAUCAGCAAAUCACCUCACAGAGCUUCAGUCUUUGACGCCACAACAACUGAUACCACCGUACCGUUUCAGCAGCGAGUGUCUGCCCCUACACCUGGACCCUCCACUCACACCCCUCUCUGUAUCCCCACAAAUCCCUUAUUUUGCUCCUUCACUGUGCUACCCGUACCAACCCUCAUCCUCCUCACCCGGCCAUGACUGCUCAGAGGAAGAACAAAGAGGAAUCAGUCCCCCACUAGAGGUAUCAGAGGGAGAAGAUGAAGGUCAUAACCAUUCUUCCCUCAGAAAAGACAGCAGCAACAAGAGGAAACUGCGCCUGUAUCAGUUCCUCCUGGAUUUGCUGAAGAAUGGUGACAUGAGUGAUAGCAUCUGGUGGGUGGACCAGGACAAGGGCAUCUUCCAGUUCUCAACUAAACACAAAGAAGCUCUUGCUAGCCACUGGGGCAUUCAGAAAGGAAACCGCAAGAAAAUGACGUAUCAAAAAAUGGCUCGAGCGCUUAGGAACUAUGGUAAAACUGGGGAGAUUAAAAAAGUGAAGAAGAAACUCACCUAUCAGUUCAGUGAGGAAGUUCUAAGGAACCUCUAUUUGCAUCAGUAUUGCCACUGAAUGUUUUUUUUAUUAUUUUAUUUUUAACUAUAAAUAGAAUCACUAAAGUUUAAAUCUGCCUGUAUAUUUAGCAGUGUUUUUACCAAGUUUCCUCACAUAUUUAUUAGAAAUGCCGGGGGGCUCCAUUGUGGAAUUUGCAAACUGAACUAAAGUGGUCACCUUAGUGGAUCACCUAUCUGCUUGUUUUUUUUCUCUCUAAAGUAACACCAACCAUCUUUAUCUAUCUAUGUACGUCUUAAAAGAAAUCAACUUUGCAACUCAAAAUUUAUCCUAACAAUACUCAACCUCACACGUCCCUGGUGUGUUCAUUUGUAAUCUAUUCCAUCUCUCCCAAUUAAACUUAGUGGUUUCUAACCUG
Messenger RNA from Cynoglossus semilaevis (tongue sole), 1263 nucleotides. It is a transcript of the gene spi1a, whose product is annotated as Spi-1 proto-oncogene a. The transcript has 5 exons. Gene Ontology annotation, cellular component: nucleus. Bases 126 to 905 code for a protein of 259 amino acids. Lineage: Eukaryota; Metazoa; Chordata; Actinopteri; Pleuronectiformes; Cynoglossidae. Gene Ontology annotation, biological process: regulation of transcription by RNA polymerase II; cell differentiation. Gene Ontology annotation, molecular function: DNA-binding transcription factor activity, RNA polymerase II-specific; sequence-specific DNA binding. The record is from RefSeq and is a predicted model, not a curated record.